Molecule: messenger RNA, 393 nt
Organism: Paramecium tetraurelia
Lineage: Eukaryota; Ciliophora; Oligohymenophorea; Peniculida; Parameciidae
Exons: 1
Source: RefSeq, a predicted model, not a curated record
AUGAAUCUGAUCAAUCAUCAACAUUUGAUAGAGAGAGAAUAAAAUGAUUAAUUAUUAAAAUAGAAUCAAGAACUUCAAUUAACUAUUUAACAAUUAGAGUAGUAGGUUAUUGGGAAUAGAUAACAAUUCAAUAAAAUGAAUCCUAUUCAUUAUUCUAUCUAAGGAACGUCCAAAUAAAAACAAAUCAAAUUGCUUAGAUAAGUUUUUGGAGAAUUCAAGGAUUAAAUCAUACAGAAUCAACUAGAAUAAAAUGUGUAUGAGUAAGCUAAAAAAUUGAUAGAAUAACUACAGGAUUAAGGAACUUUAAAGAUAACCUAGAAUUGUAAAACAGAUUAUCCAAUAAAUAAAUAGAAGAAUAAAGAAGGAAAUAGAGUUUGUUUUCUAGCAGAAUGA